GACCUCUUAAAUGUGAACGUGGUUGCGUUUAUUUCCUAUCAAAUGGUGGCUUUGGUCCCAAAGUCCAUCAAGAAGGACAAAAAAGAUGUCGAAGUAUUAAAAAAGGUGAAGAAUCAAACAGAUAGAGGAUGUGAUGAAGAUUCGAAUUUCAGUGAUCUACAUGAACACGUCUUCAACGAGAAAGAGGUGCAUUACAGCGUUCCAUUUAUGCACGAGACAGAGAUGUUGCGCUCAUCUCAGUAUUUUUACGAGCAAAUGAAGCUGAGGAGAAGUGUUCGAAGCUUCAGUUCCAAAUCGGUACCGAUGAAGAUCGUGCAAAACAUUAUAAAGACAGCAGGCUGUUCUCCAAGUGUAUGCAACGCACAGCCGUGGAAAUUCUGUGUGGUUGUAGAUGACAAGAAAAAGGCAGAGAUACGUGCCAUAAUAGAAGCUGACGCAAGGGAGAACUACGUGCGUUCCGAAUGGGUGAUGGGUGUUUCACAACUACAAGAGACGUGGAAACGACCAUACCUCACCGAUGCACCACUCUUGCUGGUUGUCUGCCAUGAGGUACUUAUCUAUGUAGUUUCUUAUUGCUUAUUAUGA
Angiostrongylus costaricensis is the source of this 585-nucleotide messenger RNA. The record is from the annotation of a GenBank genome assembly. NCBI's taxonomy places the organism in Eukaryota, Metazoa, Nematoda, Chromadorea, Rhabditida, Metastrongylidae.